UUACCCAUGCAGAAAGGAAUURAAAUUCUGUCACUGGUUGGAAGAGAGGAGAUGCAUCAUGGGCAGCAGGCCUGGAAGUUGCUAAGCUUAUGUUCCCAAUAAUAGUGAUUCCAAGUGGGCAAGUUCAGCGAGGUCGUCGAAUUCUUCCUUCCCAAUCUACUUUCAAUAAGAGUUCUUGUUCUCUAUAAUGAGAUGGCACAAAGGGUGAAUCCUCUGUUCAGGCAUUUUGUCCAACAAUUCCCACAGGGGAGGAUGAUGGGAGAAUGGAAUAUACAACCACCUUCACAAGGAAACUCUAGAUUGACUGAACAACCACCUUCACAAGGAAACUCUAGAUUGACUGAGGAGGAGCAAAAGAUGGCUGUAGAGAAAUUGAAAAAGAAAGUCUAUAAUCCACCCAGGAAAGUUAAAGCAAAUAUUUACUACAGACCCAAUAUCAACAAUAUUAAAACUUGGAAGGAAGAUAAAGAAGAUGAUCACAGUGAAGGGUGUGUGAUCUGCUUAGAUAACUUCCUCCCUUAUCAGGAAGUCAUAGCCACUCCAUGCAAGCACAUAUUCCAUGAAGAAUGCAUCUUCCCAUGGGUGAAAAGCCAAGGCCAGUGCCCUGUGUGUAGGUUCACACUGUUCGAACAAAGGCGUGGUAGCACAGUGCCUCAAACCAACAACAACAACAACAAUGCAGUCGGAGGUGACCUGAUUCAGUUGGUAUGGUUGAUGGAAGAGGCCCUUGGCUUGUGGGGAAAUGUCCCUCAGUAAUGAACUUCCAAUAACAGAAACUCCUGGAUCCAAAUGAGUACUAGUGCCUACUGGAGUUUUUGUUUCGUUGCCUCAUUAUUGGAGAACCAAUGUGCAAAUAUACUGCUGAGGAUUGAAGGGGCAUCCAAUUGUCUGCCCGAGGUUAGAAAUGUGAAGAGAGAAAGUAUAUAGCAAGAUGAUGAAAACAAAUAACGUAUGCUGUUCCAUGAGAAAUAUAGCUAGCUAUAUCCAAAACAAUAUUAGUAGA
This is a messenger RNA of Nelumbo nucifera (sacred lotus), 1003 nucleotides long. The record is from RefSeq and is a predicted model, not a curated record. Lineage: Eukaryota; Viridiplantae; Streptophyta; Magnoliopsida; Proteales; Nelumbonaceae.